AUGACUUGGGGCGCCGACGGCAUGUGGCGCUAUGUGACAGCCAACGUUUUAAAAGAAAUUUUGGAUAUGCCACUGAGGGAUUAUGUGGAAUUAAAUGAAGAACAAGAAAUUCAAGUAUCUUCGCAUGUGAAAACAAAAAUGACUUUAGAAAAAGCUGCUGAUUUAAAAUAUAAUGUUGGUGAAUAUUGGAAUGAGUUUUAUUCUGUCCACCAAGAAAAGUUUUUUAAUAACAGAUGGUGGUUAUUUACUGAAUUUUUAGAAAUAACUCCACUUAAAAAUGAAAAGCCAAGAGCUAUAUUAGAAGUGGGACGUGGAGUUGGAAAUUCGGUCUUUCCUAUAUCACACUGUGCAGAGAGCAAUGUACAUGUUUACUGUAGUGAUUUUUCUUCAAAUGCCAUAAAAAUCCUAAAAGAAAAUUCAGAAUACAACAAAGAACAUUGUACAGCAUUUGUAUGUAAUAUAACUAAUGAUGAAUGGAAUGCUCCAUUUGCUUUGGAGAGUUUGGAUGUUAUAGUAUUGGUUUUUGUUCUUUCCGCUAUGCAACCUGAAAAAUUAAAACAAGUAGUAGGUAACUUUUACAAGUACUUGAAACCAGGGGGUAUGGUAUUGUUUCGCGUUUAUGGUAGAUACGACAUGGCACAGCUAACAUUUAAAGAAGGGAGGUGCAUAUCGGAAAAUUAUUAUAGUAGAGGUGAUGGAACAUUGAUAUACUUUUUUACUCAAGACGAUGUCAAGCAGUUGUUCCUAGAAGCAGGCUUUGAACAAGUUCAAAAUAUUGUUAAUCUUGUUGAUCGUCGUAUGCAAGUAAAUAGUGGUAAAGAGUUAAAAAUGUAUCGUGUUUGGAUUCAAUGUAAAUAUAAGAAAUCAAUUUUGUAA
Molecule: messenger RNA, 876 nt
Organism: Rhopalosiphum padi (bird cherry-oat aphid)
Lineage: Eukaryota; Metazoa; Arthropoda; Insecta; Hemiptera; Aphididae
Product: tRNA N(3)-methylcytidine methyltransferase Mettl2-like
Exons: 5
Coding region: 1-876 (291 amino acids)
Molecular function (GO): tRNA (cytidine-N3)-methyltransferase activity
Source: RefSeq, a predicted model, not a curated record